ACCAUCAACAAUGUCAGUUCUAGUGGGAGGCGGUACAGGAUUUAUUGGAAAACGCCUUGUGACGCUGCUGGCAUCUAGCGGCUAUGAUGUAACCAUUGUCUCCCGGAUGCCCGGACUGAACAGGAUCACCUGGCACGAAUUGGAGGCUCAUGGACUGCCCAAGGGCACCACGGCGGUGGUUAAUCUCGCUGGACAGAAUGUGCUGGACCCCACAAGGCGUUGGACGCCGGGUUUCAAGCAGAACGUGUGGAAUUCUCGAGUGAAUUCUGCAGCGUCAAUGGUCAGGGCAAUCUCCAAGACUCCCGCAGAACCUGGCGUCUUUGUGAAUGUGUCGGGCGUUAGUCUGUACCCACCGGCCGCCGUGGAUGCCAAAGAGACCUUCGACGAGUCAGAUCCGGGCGUGGAGUAUGACUUUAUGUCGCGACUGUGCUUCGCCUGGGAGGCUGCAGCCACUGUUCCUGACUUCACGGGCUGGCGAGGCGUCCGUGUGCGCAGUGGUGUCGUGCUGGGACGUCACGGUGGCAUGAUUGGCAACAUCUACCUGCCCUUCUUCCUCGGUCUGGGCGGUCCAGUGGCGUCUGGAAAUCAACCUCUGCCGUGGAUUCACAUUGAAGAUCUCUGUGCAAUUAUCCUGCUCGCCCUUAAGAAAGCCGACAUUUCUGGGGCUCUGAAUGCCGUGGCGCCCCAAAUAAUCACAAAUGGGGAUUUCUCGAUGGCUUUCGCCAAGGCCCUGAGACGACCGGCAGCCUUUAGGAUACCAGAAUCUGUACUGAAUCUUAUGUUUGCACAAGAGAGGGCAGUUCUGCUGACAACCGGCGCCAGAGUAGCCUCGCAGAGACUGCAGGGAUUGGGCUUUGAAUUCCAGUACCCGAAAAUCGAGGAAGCGUGCUUGCAAUUGGUCGGAAGGAAACGAUAG
Molecule: messenger RNA, 916 nt
Organism: Phlebotomus argentipes
Lineage: Eukaryota; Metazoa; Arthropoda; Insecta; Diptera; Psychodidae
Product: epimerase family protein SDR39U1
Exons: 2
Coding region: 11-916 (301 amino acids)
Source: RefSeq, a predicted model, not a curated record